ACAACCGUCCGUUCCGCAGAGAAAAGUUGAGAUUGGAAACAUGUAACUUAGCACGCUAAUGGCGAGCUAUCCGGUUUUAGUUGGCUUUCAGUUGAUCCGAAACGCAGUCUCAAUGUUGCUGUAACGUCUCGAAAGGAUGAAAACCCGGGAUUCACCACCGCCGCCGCCGCCGCCGCCGGUUCAUGUCCACGUACCGGAGACCACACCUGUACAUGUUCAUAUGAGGAGGAGUCCCAGCAAGACCCCACAGAACAGGACAAAAGAUGCCCCGGUGAAGGGAGACGGAGGGAGGCCGACGGUGCGGUCGCCGUGGAUUCCUCCGGGAAGACUGUCCUGCCGAAGAGAUAGAAGCAGGGUGCCACACCAGACAGGAAGCGGAAUCAGACAUCAGCGCGAAGGAGAAGAGCCAGAGGAGGAGAUGGCCGCAGUAUCCAAAAACCUCAGCAUCCUACUCCAAGAGCAGGAAGGCAUUCGUCGUUUAAGGAAGUCGGAUUCGAGGAGUCAACACAGAGAGACGGAUGUGCUCCUGAGGGCGCUCGUAGAAGCAGAAAUCGACGGCGUAGCAGUGGUUAAUCAGCUGACGGCCCUGAAGGAAACUAUCGACAGCCUCGCCAGGGACAAGCGGCUAUCAAAGUUACACGCAUCUUCACUGGGACGGCAGCAGGAGUUGUUGUUAGAGAAGAUCGAGAUGUUUGACAACACGAAUCAGAGCCUUCGAGAGCUCCUCAGGGAGUGGGGUGAACACGAGAGAGAUUCACUGGUGUGGUCAGAACAGAAAGACGCCUUGAAGAAGAGAUUGGGCGACAGCGAAGCAGAGAACAUUCGACUUUUGGCCAAACUCACCAACAAGGAGAAAGAGGUGUCCAAGCUGGCCGAGCAUUUGGACUUUGAAAAGGACAACUCGAAGGCGACGGCGGAGCUUUCAAGAAUCCUGGGGGCAACGCGCGACCAUCUGGAGUCUCAGCUGAAGAGAGCAGAGGCUGAAAAGGCCCACCUGGCUGCUCAGAUCCAGAGGAUGCAGCAGAGCCAGCAGCAGCAGCAGGAGGAGCUCCAGGCUCUGCGGGAGGAGCUGCAGAGUCACAGGCAGCGGAGGGGCGAGGAGGAGAAGGAGAAGGAGCAGGGGAGGCGAGACCAGGAAGCCCUGGCCCUGCUGACCCAGCAGGCCGAGCGAGCCCAGGAGUCCGCCAGAGAGCUCGCAGAAAAACUUCAGGAGAAGGAAACCCAGUUGGCUCAAGCUCUGUCCACAUCCAGCGAAUGGUGCCUGCGACACUCUAAAGAGGCAGCUGUUAAAGGACAGCUGGAGGAGGAAAUCUCUGCUCUCAAACUCCAGGUGACCGAGCUGAAUUCUCGGCUCCGCUCGGCGGAGGAGAAGAGCCGGGCGGAGAGGGAGGAGCUCAGGGAUCAGCUUGAUCAUCUCAGCGCUGAAAACGCCUCCACAAAGCUGGACAACCAGAGACUCAAGGGUGAGCUGACGUCAUCCGAGGAGAAACUCAGGGGACUUCAGUCUGAAGCCCGUCAGCUGAAGUCAUCAAUCCGAAAGUAUGAAAACCUGGUGGAGAAAUACAAGAAGAAGGUCCAGCAGGCUCGCCUGGAAUCCGAAGAGUACUGCCUGAAGCUGGAGGUGACGCAGAAGGAGGUGCGGGAGGUGGAGGUGAGCCUGGAGAGGGAGAAGGAGCAGCUGAGGAGGGAGCUCCUGGGCCGGCUCAGAGAGCUCGAGACGCUGCCCGACAGACUGAGGAGGACCGAGCAGCAGCUCCGAGAUGCCCAGCAGGAGGCCGACACCCACGAGAGGAGGAACCUGGAGCACAACGCUGCCCUCUCCGAAGUCAGACACAAGGUGGAACAGCAAGGCACUCAGCUGGAGACAUUUCAGCAGAGGAACCUGCUGCUGCAGGAGGAAAACAACGUUCUCAAGGAGAAGAUUCACAACUUGGAAAGGAGGCUGGAGGACAUGAAGGUGGAAAACAAGGCAAUGUCUCAGGCUCUCACCUCGAAGGAGGCCGGUAUCCGCAGCGUUCAGCAGCAGCUGGAGGAGAAGACUUGUGAGUGCAGCGUCCUGAGCAGACAGCUGCAACAAAGUCUGGACGACGCACAGAGACAGGUUGACGACAGCAUCCAGAGGGUUUUGGCCAAGGAGAGGGCGUCUCAGUCUAAAGCUUUGGACCUGCAGAGCCAGCUGAGCCGGGCCAAAACAGAGCUGAGUCAGCUACAGCGAAGCAAGGAGGAUAUGGAGCGUCGUUUCCAGAGUCACCUGCAGAACAUGAAGGACAGACUGGAGCAGUCAGACUCUACAAACCGCAGUCUGCAGAACUAUGUUCAUUUUCUCAAAACCUCAUAUGGAAACGUGUUCGGUGACUCUUUGCUCGAAAGCUGACCGCACAACUCACCAACCUGACCAGCAUUCGUCCGUCCCCAAAGCAUUGCAGUAGAUGCAAAUUACAUUUAUUGAGUAUUUGCUUUUGACUUGAGAGAUUUAUAAAGUCUAUGAAAUUAAUAAAGCUUUCUUUAAAAAAAAAAUCUUUUUGUGUUUUUAGUCACCU
Molecule: messenger RNA, 2540 nt
Organism: Xiphias gladius (swordfish)
Lineage: Eukaryota; Metazoa; Chordata; Actinopteri; Istiophoriformes; Xiphiidae
Product: outer dense fiber protein 2-like
Exons: 17
Coding region: 137-2374 (745 amino acids)
Biological process (GO): regulation of cilium assembly
Cellular component (GO): centrosome
Source: RefSeq, a predicted model, not a curated record